UUCCCUGGCCAUACUUGCCAAUGCCAUUGCCAUUUCCAUUUCCACUUCACGCAGGCAGAGGAGUACGAGUCUGUCACGGCUCUCUUCUCCCUCCCUCUCCCUCUCCCUCUCCCUCUACCUGGUAUUACCAGUAAGUAUGGCGUACGCCUACCUUCAAUGCCAACUCCCCUCUCCUCUCAGUUUCCUUCUCUCUGCUCUCUUUCUUCUCCUUCUCCCCUUCUCCUCCUCCGCUGAUGCUGGAUUCUCUGAAGGCAUAAACUGUUUACAUCCAGAAAUACUAAAGGAUGAAGCAGUAGCUCGACUUGUCGAGCUUGGAAAGGUGAGUGAUGCAGAAGGGUAUCUUGAAAGGGUUUUCCAGUCCCCGGCUUCUGUCAGAGCUGGAAAUCUUAUUCGUACGUGGAUGGAGGAUGCAGGUUUAAAGACGUGGGUGGACAGAAUGGGAAAUGUACAUGGCCGAUCUGAAGGGCUGAAUCCAAGUGAGAAAGCUCUGUUAAUAGGCUCUCAUUUGGAUACUGUUGUCGAUGCUGGAAUUUUUGAUGGUGCACUGGGAAUAAUCACUGCAUUGUCUGCAUUAAAGGUGUUGAAUAUCAACGGAAUGCUGGAAAAACUUAAACGGCCGGUAGAGGUUAUUGCAUUCAGUGAUGAGGAAGGUGUUAGAUUCCAAUCUACCUUCCUUGGAAGUGCAGCAGUUGCUGGUGUAUUGCCUGUUUCAGUGUUGCAUGUGCACGAUAAGAGUGGUGUCACAGUGCAAGGUGCAUUGAGAAAGAACUCGAUUGAAAUUUCAGAGGAGAAUCUUUUGGAGGUUAAAUAUGACCCUGAAACUGUCUGGGGUUAUAUUGAGGUUCACAUGGAACAAGGGCCAGUGCUUGAGACUUUAGGGCUUCCUCUUGGUGUGGUAAAAGGCAUAGCAGGACAGACCCGUUUGAAGGUCACAGUUAAAGGCCAGCAAGGGCAUGCUGGCACAGUUCCAAUGAAAAUGCGCAGGGAUCCCAUGGCUGCAGCUGCAGAAUUGAUGGUAGUAUUGGAGAAUCUUUGCAAGCAACCAGAAGAUUAUUUGGCCUAUGAUGGCCAGUGUUUAGAGUCCACCGUACAGUCUCUUUCAGGAUCUCUUGUUUGCACUGUGGGAGAAAUAUGGACUUGGCCAAGUGCAAGUAAUGUUAUUCCAGGACAGGUAUCAUUCACAGUGGACAUACGAGCAAUGGAUGAUUUAGGGCGAGAAGCUAUUAUCUAUGAACUGUCAAGGAAGAUACACCAAGUAUGUGGGGAGCGGUCAGUUGUGUGCCUUGUGGAGCGCAAGCAUGAUGCAAAAGCAGCGGCGUGUGACCCUGAAUUGAGUUUGAAGCUAAAGUCGGCGGCGGCAGCAGCUGGAGGCAGAUGGGGGGUCAUUGAUGAUAAUGGGAAGGAGGAGAGCAGGGCUGUUGAUGAAGUGGCAGCGGCAGUGCCAGUGCCAGUGCUGAUGAGCGGAGCAGGGCAUGAUGCAAUGGCCAUGUCUAAACUAACAAAGGUGAGAGAUGUUUAUGAUAGUGGAGACCAUCUGGUCUUAGUUACAACAGACAGGCAAAGUGCUUCUGAGAGAGUUCUUGCUUCAAUUCCCUUCAAGAGACAGGUACUCAAUGAGACAACUAAACUCAGCAUAUAAUAUCAAAUGCAGUUGGGUCCAACCCAGAUAAAGAUGUAACUAUUGCAAAGAAAUGUUCCCGCGAUCGAGUAUAUCCAAUGGAGUUUGUGGUUGGAGGUUGUGUGACUCGAAGUACCAAUACACGUUUGUGGACUAUCGACCAAAAAGGCAUUAGAAAUUAUUGUGGCAAGGCAAUGCUCUUCGUGACAGUACGGUGAUAUGGAACAACCGCCAAGCACCGGAAACAAUGGCCCGGUACCGCUGCGUGUUUAUACAGGAUGCGGAAAAGGGCAUUUUGGUCUAACCGCCGCAUUACCAUAAUUACUAUAUAUUUGCAUUGCAAAUUAAUCCUUAUCUUAUUUUAUAAUUAUAUUUAUAAGUUGAUAUAAAUAAAUGGAAUUGGGGUUAGAGAAGUUUAUUCAGAAAAAAAGAAGUGUAAGCGGUUAGGGCUAGGAAGAAGAUAUCAAUCUUCUUUUGAGUAAUAAAAUUGGUUCUUAAUUCUAUU
Andrographis paniculata is the source of this 2123-nucleotide messenger RNA. RefSeq names its product allantoate deiminase 2. Lineage: Eukaryota; Viridiplantae; Streptophyta; Magnoliopsida; Lamiales; Acanthaceae. The record is from RefSeq and is a predicted model, not a curated record. Bases 137 to 1639 code for a protein of 500 amino acids. Gene Ontology annotation, molecular function: hydrolase activity, acting on carbon-nitrogen (but not peptide) bonds, in linear amidines. The transcript is spliced from 15 exons.